This is a messenger RNA of Myripristis murdjan (pinecone soldierfish), 3256 nucleotides long. RefSeq names its product rho GTPase-activating protein 19-like. Lineage: Eukaryota; Metazoa; Chordata; Actinopteri; Holocentriformes; Holocentridae. The transcript is spliced from 11 exons. Gene Ontology annotation, molecular function: GTPase activator activity. Gene Ontology annotation, cellular component: cytoplasm. Gene Ontology annotation, biological process: signal transduction; regulation of small GTPase mediated signal transduction. The record is from RefSeq and is a predicted model, not a curated record. Bases 74 to 1525 code for a protein of 483 amino acids.
GUUUUAUUGUCGUAGCCAAUCGCACCGCUGUGGGCGUGGCCACCGAUGAAACAGCGGAAGAUUCGAAAGGAAGAUGGCGGCUGACAACGGUCCCCAUAACAAUAAUAAACGGGACAGAAGGGGCACAGUGUGCAGUGUGGUCAUCAGCCAGGAGACUACAGCUAUCAGCCAGCCCGUGAUCUUCAACCCAGACUUCUUUGUGGAGAGGUUGAGGCAUGAGCAUCCCCAGGCAUUCACAGAUCUGGUGUUAAGCAAUAUCACUCGCCUCAUAGACCUCCCAGGGGAUGAGUUUGCCCAGCUUACAGGGGAGGCCGAGCCUAGGCUGCCCUCCCACGUUGGCUUUCUGCGCUCCUUCAACUUUCUCAAACGAAAAGACAAAGGAGUGGUUUUUGGUGCACCAUUGACUGAAGAAGGAAUUGCACAGAUUUAUCAGCUCAUUGAAUACCUGAGCAAGAACCUCCAUGUGGAGGGAUUGUUCCGUGUGCCGGGUCACAGCUUGAGGCAGGCAGCCCUAAGGGAGAUGUUGAAUGCUGGGGCAGAGAUAGAUCUGGAGACGGGUGACUUCCACCCCAAUGAUGCAGCCACCCUGCUCAAAUCCUACCUGGGAGAGCUGCCUGAGCCCCUGCUCACUCACAGGCACUACCAUGCUCACCUGAAGAUUGGUGAACUGACUCAGCUGGACGAUAAGGGGAAUAAGACAGAUCUGCCUGACAAGGAACGCCAGAUCGAGGCUUUCCAGCUGCUUUUCAUGCUGCUGCCCCCAGCCAACCGCAGCCUGCUGAAGCUGCUGCUGGACCUCCUGUACCACACUGCUCGCAACCAGCACACCAACAAAAUGUCUGCUCUCAAUCUAGCCACGAUGUUUGCGCCACACAUCAUCUGGCCCAAAAAUGUGACGGCUAAUGAUCUGCAUGGAAACAUCAAGAAACUGAAUAAUGGCAUUGCGUUCCUUAUCAAGCACUCACAGAAACUGUUCAGGGCACCUGUAUAUAUAAAAGAAUUCGCCCGCUUAUACUUCACUGGAUCAAAAACCCUUCAGUCAAAGGAUGACCUGACGCUGCGUGCUGGGACGAAGGAUGGGCAGACGGCAGGGCAUGUAGCAGCAGACAGCGCCUGUUCCCCCUCCAUCAGAGCAGGUGAAGGUGAAAUCACUAACACCUGCUCAGUGGGGAGUCACACUGAAGCAGCCCUCAGAGAGCUGUACCAGCAGGUCAGCAACAUGCCUGAAUCUGCCAAAAAGAAGAAACUCAUCAGACAGUUUGAAAGGGAGCCUUUGCUGUCACCUUCACUUGAAUCUCAGACGCUGAUCAACAGGAGACAUCGGCGCUCACGCUCCUUUGGGGGAAUUAUCAAGAGGAGAGUUUUGGGGAGCCAGGCAUCAACAGAGAAGGAAGACAGCACGCUGGCGACUCCUUUGGCCAGCAGUUCAGUGGGGGGCCAAGGAAAAGAAAAUGACAGCCUUGGAGGGGAUUUGUUUUUUUAUAAAAGGAUGUGGCCUUCGCCAACUAAGGAGACAUCGGUCUAGCUCAUCGGUUAAGAGGACUCAACAGGAUCUUCAGACACAAAUUAACAGGGAGGCAAAUUUAAUUGUCCCCAUUUAAACCAAACACUAUAGGCGGAGUGCUGGAAUACUAAAGCCAUAUCAAGAUUUUACCAUGAGCAGUUGAAGUUUGGAUCUGAACAUGAUCUAUACUUGUGUAACACAUUGGCAAAAUAAAACAAAAACAGCUCCAACUAAAUAUUAGUUUAUGCAGAAAUAAUGUAAUUCCCCUGUUGUGCUUAUUCCAAGUUCCACAUCCCUGGAGAGACUAACCUGUCCUCUUAAUUCCCUGAACUUCUCCAGUCAGCACAAUGCAGAUAACAUGCAUUGAGUCAUAUUGCUUAGCUCAUUAAUUACUCUAUUCAGAUUUAAUUACUAACUUAAAACAUUUAGCAUGUUUCAUGGCCUUUUUUUUUCUUUUUAAUUAAUCCUGUGUGUUUCAAGUUCCUGAAGUCAAAUUUAUGUAAAGUUAUGUAAUAGGCAGGGUUGGUUAAAUUUGCAUAAGUAUGAAUGGCGUUUUAAUGAAAUUUAAUCUCUCAAAAUGUUUUAUCUGGCAUUACGUUGGAACAACUUUAGUUAGAGUGACACGGUCGGUACAGGCUGUUGGAUAGACUGUUACUGUUAGAACAAUGAUGGGAAAAUCAGAGUUGUGCCUUAAAUUGAAAAUAUCUAUAGUUAUUGUGUGAUGCAGUUUUAAUUUAAUUUAAUACUAUUUAAGUAUGUAAGUUUGAUGAAAUUUUGCUUUUUUUAAAUGUAUUUUUUUUUAUAUAUAAAUCACCUGUAGUUUUUGAGGGUGUUAAACAUGCUAUAACAAACGAACUAGUGUCCGAGUGGAGUGAGGGAGCGAUCAAAAUCGAAGGACAUCGAAGGACAAGGACAUCCGUGUUGUUCACAUUGUCGGUGAGAACUGAAUUUACCUUGUUUGGUUUUGUUUAGUUUUUUUCCCCUCUCUUUUCUUGGGGAGUGUUUUAUUCUAGCCAAAGUCUUAAGCUGCCAAUACUGUGAUACAUCUUUUUAGAUGAAACUACUGCUUCAUGUUGAGUUUAAAAAAAAAAAAAAAAAAAAUACAUAUAUUUUUUUUCCCCCCUCGGGCCAGCUUUAAUUGUUAUGUUAACAUUGGGUACUUUUUUUUUUUUUUUUUUUUACUCUUAAUGUUAUAUUAUCUAUAUUUUUAAUGGCUAUAAAUGUUCAGCAAGGCAGUGCUUCAGUUUAAUUUCACUGUAUGCAGUCAUUUUGCAAUGUUUGUUCAUUUUUAUGUUGACUGCAAAUGAAAAUGAACCUGUUGUUGGCUUUCUGUUGUACUGCUUACUGUUGAGUGUACUAAGACACCACCACUUCCUAAAACCUCCCUCAAACUUAGGGGUAGCCACACACACAAAAUUGUAGAUAACUGGACACACACACAGGCAACUAAAUCUCCAGUCAGUCAUUGACUGGUAAGAGUGGUUUCCUGGUGGUGAUGUUUCUUCUGGAUGUUAAAUCACAAUGUCAAGCUUUCCCUUUCUGUAGCAGCUUUCCAUGUCAUUGUUUGCUGUGUCAGACUGUUACAACUGAAUCAUAAUGUGAUACAUGCCACAUGGUCUGAUCUACACACAAUACUGUAGACUGAUAUUGAUGCUACUGUGAAGCUAUGCAAUACAUUUAAAUUAAAAGCCAUGAAGCCAUGAUGACGUCUGAGAAUCUAUGCAGUCUUAACAAUACAGACUGAAAUGCUGA